AAUAUUAAAUCCUUGAAUAAAGGAUUCAAAGGCUCGGGAGAAGAAGACAAAAUCAUCGAAAUCAUAUAUUUAUUGCGCAAGGCGAUAAAAAGCUCAGAGCUUUGAGGCGGGAAUACGAAAUGAGAAAUCAUAAAUAUCCACCAUUCAGACGGACUUUAAAGCUGUUCGUUAUCAGUUGGAGGAAAAUUUAAAGGAAUUUUACAGGGGCAGGGUUCGGAGGCUUGUUUCAUUAUUAUGAACCACUUAAAUUCUUCGCUUUGUGAGGAUUUCCAGUUUUUGACUCGAUUUCUAGGGUUUAUUUUGAUUUAUUGGGCUGCGGUUGUUCUGAAAUUGAUUCUUCGUGCUCAGAACAUUUCGCAGCUGUAAAAUUAGCCUAAAAUGGCUGUCUACAGGAUUUAGAAUUUGUGAAAAUGUUCUACAGUUCAGCAGAGCAUUGGAGACUAAAUUGAAGCUCUUUAGCCACAGCGUGAAAGGAAAAAGAAACUUUUAAAAGUUGGAGCCAAAUUACAUCGGGGUAAUUGUACAUGCCAUUUAUUUUUCGCUUUGUAUGGGACUGUAAUGUAUAGUAUAUAAUCUUGUCAGAAUUGGAGUCAAGAGCACAGGACAAUAUUUAAAUUCGCUGAAGCGGGAAUAUGUUCAAGAGGAAAUUUCAUAGGGAGGAUAGCGAGAUGACGCGCAAUAAUGGACGCCAAGAUGACAGUGGAGUGUUUACCAAAGCGAAUAUUGCUAUUGGAUCAAAAGUAUGGGUUGAAAAUAAUGGAGUUGCAUGGGAGGAGGCUGAUGUAAUUGAAAUUGAUAAUGGACAAGCUAAAGUUCUUACAGCCAGAGGACUUGUGUUUUAUACUCCCAUUUUCAAAAUGCAUCCUAGAGAUCCAGAUGCAAAACAUGGAGGAGUGGAUGAUAUGACUAAAUUGGCCUAUUUGAAUGAACCGGGUGUUUUGCACAACCUUGCAAGAAGAUAUGAGCUCAAUGAUAUAUAUACAUAUACAGGAAGUAUUUUGAUUGCUGUAAACCCUUUUACAAAGCUACCACAUCUAUAUAAUGUCCACAUGAUGGAGCAGUAUAGGGGAGCAACAUUUGGGGAGUUAAGUCCUCAUGUUUUUGCAGUUGCUGAUGUUUCUUACAGGGCAAUGAUAAAUGAGGGGCGUAGUCAAUCAAUACUGGUGAGUGGUGAGAGUGGAGCUGGAAAAACAGAGACAACAAAACUCAUAAUGCAGUAUUUAGCUUAUAUUGGUGGUCGGGCUGCUAUGGAUGGCAGAACAGUUGAACAACAGGUUCUUGAAUCUAAUCCACUCUUAGAGGCGUUUGGGAAUGCGAAGACAGUACGCAAUGACAAUUCGAGGAAAUAUUGGAGGGGCCAUUACAAAGAGGUUCAUCUUUUUAUAAGUCGGUUUGGUAAAUUUGUGGAAAUCCAAUUUGACAAAAAUGGUAGAAUAUCUGGAGCUGCAAUCAGGACUUAUCUUCUAGAGAGGUCCCGUGUUGUGCAGAUAACACACCCAGAGAGGAAUUACCACUGUUUUUAUCAAUUAUGUGCUUCUCCAGAGGAUGUAGCGAAGUACAAGUUAGGGGAUCCUAGACUGCUGCACUAUCUGAACCAGAGCAACACAUAUGACUUGGUUGGUGUUAGCAAUGCCCAAGAAUAUAAUAAUACCAGAAGGGCCAUGCAUAUAGUAGGCAUAAAUCUUGAAGAACAGGAAUCAAUUUUUCGGGUUCUCGCAGGAAUAUUGCAUUUAGGAAACAUUGAGUUUGUUUCAGGGAAAGAACAUGAUUCAUCAAUUCUAAAGGACAAGAAAUCUGCUUUUCACCUUCAAACUGCAGCAGAAUUAUUAAUGUGUGAUGUUGAAACAUUGCAAGAUGUACUAUGCAAACGCGUUAUUGUGACUCAUGAUGGAAAUAUAGUAAAAAGUCUUGAGCCUCAUGUGGCUGCAGCCAAUCGAGAUGCUUUAGCAAAGACGGUUUACUCUCAUUUAUUUGAUUGGUUGGUGGAUAAAAUUAAUAAAUCUAUUGGACAAGAUCCUGAUUCAAAAACUCAAAUAGGAGUCUUGGACAUCUAUGGCUUCGAAAGUUUUCAGAACAAUAGCUUUGAGCAAUUUUGUAUCAACCUUGCUAAUGAGAAGCUUCAACAGCAUUUCAACCAGCAUGUGUUCAAGAUGGAGCAAGAUGAUUAUAGCAAAGAAGAAAUCAAUUGGAGCUAUAUAGAGUUCAUAGAUAACCAAGAUGUUUUGGAUUUAAUUGAAAAGAAACCUAUUGGAAUUAUUGCACUAUUAGAUGAAUCGUGUAUGUUCCCAAAAUCUACCAGCGAAACAUUUGCAACCAAGCUUUUUCAGAACUUUGGGAAUAAUCACCGAUUCAAGAAGCCAAAGCUAGCACAGACAGACUUUACAAUUUCACAUUAUGCUGGUGAGGUGACAUAUCAGACGGAUCAUUUCCUAGAGAAAAACAGAGACUACAUUGUUGUGGAGCACAACAAUUUGUUGUCAUCUUCAAAAUGCCCUUUCGUUGCUAGUCUUUUUCCUUCUUUGCCCGAGCAUAAUAUAAAAUCUUCUUACAGAUUUUCUUCUGUUGCUACACGAUUCAAGCAACAACUGCAAGCUCUGUUGGAGACACUUAACUGCACCGAACCACAUUUUAUACGUUGCGUGAAGCCUAAUGCGAGUAACAAGCCAGGGAAUUUCGAUAAUCAAAGUGUUCUGCAUCAACUUCGCUGUGGGGGUGUUCUCGAAGCAGUACGGAUAAGCUGUGCUGGUUAUCCAACACGAUGUACAUAUGACGAAUUUUUAGAUCGCUUUGGACUUCUUGCACCUGAGAUAAUUAAUAGAAACUAUGAUGAAAAAACUGCUUCUCAAAAGUUGCUGCAAAAGUUGAAUCUUCACAAUUUCCAAUUAGGAAAAACAAAGGUUUUCCUUAGGGCUGGGCAGAUAGUGGAUUUAGAUGUCCGAAGAGCACAUGCUCUAAAUAAUGCAGCAAAAGUUAUUCAACGUUUUGUGCGUGCCUUCAUUGCACGUAAAGAGUUCAUCAGAACAUGUGAUGCUGUCAUUACCAUUCAAACUUAUUGCCGUGGUUUUCUUGCUUGCAAAAUUCUUGAACUAAGACGGAGAGAAAUUGCAACUACUAUUAUUCAGAAACAUACUCGUAGGUGGUUGCUUGAGAGGAAGUACAUGCUUCUUCGGUCUGUUGCCAUUGUUGUCCAGGCUGGAAUUCGUGCAUCUUUUGCUCACAAAGAAUUUAAUAUGAAAAAGCAAACAGUAGCUGCAACUAAAAUUCAGAGACAAUGGCAUAUGUUCAAAGUUCAAUCAUAUUUUUGUCAAUUGCGUAAGGCAACAAUUGCUUUUCAAUGUGCAUGGAGAUGCAGGGUUGCCACAAGGGAACUACGUAGACUGAAGUUGUCUGCGAGGGAAACAGGUGCUCUGCAAGAAGCAAAGAAUAAGCUUGACAAGAGGUGUGAAGAACUCACUUGGCGUUUGGAGCUUGAAAAGAGAUUAAGGGUUGCUGCUGAAGAAUCUAAGAGAGUGGAAGUGAAAAAGCUGCUGAAUGCAUUCCAGGAAAUGCAAGAGGAAUUAAAUAGAGCAAAUUUAAAGUUUAUACAGGAGAGAGAAAAAGCAAAUGUGCUUCAGAGCAAACUUGAAACUGCUACUAGAGAAUUAUCAAAGCUUGAGACAACCCAGGUCAAAUUUCAAGAACUGAUAAAAGAGAAUGAGAAUGCUAAGGCUUCAGUAGAACUAAUUGAAAAGAAACAAUUAGAAACAGAGAGAGAGUUCAUAAGAACUAAAAAGGAACUUGAGGAAUGGCAAAAAAGGGCAGAUGAAGCUGAGUUGAAGGCAUCUCGAGCAAAGCAGGAUCUACAGAGAUCUGAAGAAAGGAUUGCUAGUGUCGAUCAUGAGAAGCAAGUGCUUAGGCAACAAUCUAUAGCGAUUUCACCAAACAGUGGCCUUAAAAAUGUUGCAAAUCCCAUUCUUAUCCAGAAAACCCCUGAAUUUCAUCAGCUUUCAAAUGGAGAUCAGAGAUCUCACUUCGAUUCACCCAUGUCCUCUCAGAUUUUUAGAGAGUUCAGUCGCACACCAGUGGAAUCUAGACGCUCUCGGUUAAUUUUAGAAAGACAGCAGGAAAAUCAAGAAGUUCUUCUGAAGUGUGUCACUGAAAAUUUGGGUUUUACUCAUCAUAGACCUGUUGCGGCCUGUAUCAUAUAUAAGUGCCUUCUUCAUUGGCAUACAUUUGAGGCUGAAAGGACAACUAUGUUUGAUCAUUUGAUUCAGGCUAUUCUCUCAGAAAUUGAGGGUCAAGAGGAUGGCAAUGUCUUAGCAUACUGGCUGUCAAAUAUUUCAACACUACUUUUCCUCCUCCAACGAAAUUUAAGAUCAAAUAGCUUUCCUACAGCAACACAGCUUCGUCUAAAUGCUUCGGUUAGCUAUUUGGGAAGGUUGACUCAGAGCUUUAGAUCACCAUCAAAUAUUGCUUCCCCGGGAGCUCUGGCAUCGUGUGGUGAUAACACGAGUGCAUGGCAAGUUGAUGCAAAGUAUCCUGCUUUGCUUUUCAAGCAACAAUUAACUGCAGCUUUGGAAAAGGUCUAUGGUUUGAUCCGUGAUAAUGCAAAACGAGAAUUAACACCGUUGCUCAAUUUUUGCAUUCAGGCUCCAAGGGUAUCUCGAGUAAGCAUGGUGAAAGGGUCUCGCUCACCAAAUUUUGGUGGAUCUAACCACCAGGCUUUGGGUUCUCAUUGGCAUAACAUUAUCAAGAUCUUGAGCUCUUUGUUGAACACGCUCUGUUCUAACCAUGUACCUGCAUUUUUUAUCAGUAAACUAUUCACACAAGUUUUCUCAUUCAUCAAUGUACAACUUUUUAACAGCAUGCUGUUACGACGUGAAUGUUGCUCUUUUAGCAAUGGUGAAUAUGUUAAAUUUGGGCUUUCUGAGCUGGAACAGUGGAUAUGUGAAGCAACAGAAAAAUAUGCAGGAAAAUCAUGGGAUGAAUUAAGAUUCAUAAGACAAGCUGUUGGUUUCUUGGUGAUCCAUCAGAAACGAAAUAAGCCUUUAAAUGAACUUGUAAAUGAUAUAUGUCCGGGUCUGAGCAUUCAGCAGCUAUACCGCAUAAGCACAAUGUAUUGGGAUGACAAGUAUGGCACACAGAGUGUAUCAAACGAGGUUAUAAGAAACAUGAUAGAUAUUGUGAAAAAUGAUUCUCAUGACAUGUCAAACAAUUCUUUUCUGUUGGAUGAUGAUUUAAGCAUCCCAUUUUCUGCUGAUGAUAUAUCAAACACUAUUGAUGACAUAGACCUGUCUGAUGUUGAACCACCGCCGUUGCUUCAUGAAUACCCAACUUUUCAGUUUCUGCUACAGCAUUCAUGAUGACAUAAAAGCGUUUGAGAUGUGACGCCUUUAUGCUUUUCUUUGGCCCAUUUCAAAUUCUGUGGGUUCAAUCUUUUGUCUUCAUCUCAGACUGUUUAUUCUCUUCAAUCUUGAUUGAUGGCUGCAGAGUGAAUCGAGCCAAGAUUAAUUUGUUUGAAGCUUCCUGUGCUUCCUAAGGAUUAUGCUGGAUGUGAUAUGCAUGGAAAAGUGGGUUUUGGAAAAAAUUAGGUGAAUAUUCUCUUAUCCUGCUGCUUGCUAUUUACCUGUGGAAACCAAGAAAAAGGCAGUUUGGCACAGAAAAUUUUUCACAGUACAUUAACCCGCUGUAUCAUAGCUUCCUUGGCUAUGUUGCUGAUAUAGAUCAUAUCAGCCACAUUUCUUAUGGUAUAAUACUUUGCACCUUUUGAUUGUACAUGAAAACAGUGGCUGUAAAUUUUGUCUAAAAUGGUAAAGAAACUUCAACAACAGAGCUGUAUUAAUUAUUUUAUCUAUACAGCUCUGUUUACUGUAUAACAUUGUACAAUUUAUAUAAGCCUUUAAUUUAGAUGUUACUGUUAAAUUUUGGAUCAGAA
Cryptomeria japonica (Japanese cedar) is the source of this 5914-nucleotide messenger RNA. Its product is annotated as protein OPAQUE1. The record is from RefSeq and is a predicted model, not a curated record. The transcript is spliced from 40 exons. NCBI's taxonomy places the organism in Eukaryota, Viridiplantae, Streptophyta, Pinopsida, Cupressales, Cupressaceae. Bases 633 to 5342 code for a protein of 1569 amino acids. Gene Ontology annotation, cellular component: myosin complex; cytoplasm; vesicle. Gene Ontology annotation, molecular function: ATP binding; microfilament motor activity; actin filament binding. Gene Ontology annotation, biological process: vesicle transport along actin filament; actin filament organization.